GAAGGAGAACACGAGAAUGGUGAAGUCAGGAGUAAAAACAUUUCCCCUGGUCUUUUUAUCACAUCUCUGUGCACACAUUAUUUGUACAGACAAUUUUACACACAUAUUUACACAGAUACUAUUUUAAAUGUCACAGUAAUAUUUGAUUGUCAAAAGGACAUCAAGAUGAAGUGUUUUUCCAACUUCUCUCUACAGCCUGCAGAGCUGCAGUAUUGGAGUGGAAGGCUUCAGAACUCUUGCAUCAGCAUUGAGAUCAAACCCCUCACACAUGAUAGUGCUGGGGUUGAGUGGGAAUGAAGCAGGAGACUCAGGAGUGAAGCAUUUCUCUUCUCUUCUGGAGGAUCCCAACUGUAAACUGGAGAAACUAUACCUGAAGAGCUGCAGUAUAACAGAUGAAGGUUGUAGGGCUUUAGCAUCAGUACUGAGAUCAAACCCAUCAGCCCCCAGAGAGAUCAAUCUGGAGGAGAAUCAGUCUGGACCCUCAGCACAGCAGCUGCUCUCUGAACUACAGAAAGAUCCAAACUGUAAACUUUUGAAAAUACAUGGACCCUAAAUGAAUCCAUCCUGUUGUAUUCCACAUUAAAUAGUAUA
Alosa sapidissima (American shad) is the source of this 591-nucleotide messenger RNA. Its product is annotated as ribonuclease inhibitor-like. The record is from RefSeq and is a predicted model, not a curated record. Gene Ontology annotation, molecular function: protein binding. The transcript has 2 exons. Bases 269 to 553 code for a protein of 94 amino acids. Lineage: Eukaryota; Metazoa; Chordata; Actinopteri; Clupeiformes; Clupeidae.